AUGCAAGCUACUAGAACACCUGAACCGGCUAAAAAUGCCCGAUCACUUGUUAAUGUUUAUAGAAGAGCAUCAAAGCUCUUUGCUCGAAUGACUCAUUCCAGCAGAAGUAGAACCAGGCAGCAGACUUCGAAUUCGAAAUCCAAUGACGAGGAUGUUAAAAGUACAGCAAAGAAACACCGCUGCAAACACCGGCAUCAAAAAUUUUGUCCUGUACAUGGAAGAGUAAAGUCAAAUACAAGGUCUACUGAGACAGAACCAAGCAACAGAGAAAAAGUUUUCUAUCCCGUUCUCAUUAAUCCACCACGUAAAAGAAGCUCUUGCAAGUCCUCUAGCAUCUCGGUGCCAGCAGACAGUCAAUCCGAGUAUCUCACUUCAGACGAACUCCCCUCAAGUAUGAAACACUCGAGUCCAUUGCGAUCGGGUAAACUCCAUAUGCCAAUUAUCAAAUCUUCUUCAACCUCAACUGCAGAAAGUCUCUCUAGUUUUAGAAUUCGGGAUAGUUUGGUACUCGCUUUCAAUAAGAAACUCGAAAAACGAAACCAGUCAAAAAUUUUAAGUGAUACUUCUCAGUACUUUUCCAGCGAUGUUCCAUCUGAAUGCUCACGUUCAUCGGUCGCCAAUAACGCAACACAACCUUCACAAGUGUGUGAUGUUGAUAUCGUUUUAGUAGAGAAAAGCUCAGAUGGAACGUAUAUCAUUCAGUUUAAACGUCAGUCGCCUUAUCAUAGAUUUGGAGUCUUCUUUAAUUCUGAUGAUAAUGGUUACUAUAUAAGUAAACAAACUGGUGAAUUGCAAUGUCAAAACGCUCCGUUUGUUCUUCAUUCCCAUGACAGAGUCCUUUCUAUACAAGGUGUUCCAUCAAAAUUGCUAACUCCGUGUGGAAUCAAAGAGCUUCUUCAAGGUUGCCAUGUAAUGACGAUCAAGAUAGCCCCACUGAGCGUUAAUUAA
Molecule: messenger RNA, 948 nt
Organism: Rodentolepis nana
Lineage: Eukaryota; Metazoa; Platyhelminthes; Cestoda; Cyclophyllidea; Hymenolepididae
Source: the annotation of a GenBank genome assembly